GUAGUAGCUUCCAACACGCUCUCUGCAUCAGCCCAGGCAACUGGAGUGCGCCAGGAACAAGACGUGUUAUGGAACAUCUGAACACACACACACACACACACAGUUUGGAACCAGUAGGGACAUUCAUUCCAAAAAAUGUUUCAACAUACAAACGAUGGUUGUGGAGCUCAGAUGGGAGGGCUCAUGAUUUGGACGGGGGAGGCGAGGUUCUCGCCGUCUUCCCGGCUGAUGCAAUUGGAGGCAGGUCGGAUCCACCUUAAAUAGAAGAGCGAAAGGCAACACACAACAAACGCUGCAAACGUGUCACCUAUCGCUCGCCAGCCCGUCCGCUCGCUCGCUCGCUCGCUCGCUGCCGCACCGCCAGAGAGGGAGCUCUGUCUUGCAGUCUGUCUCGCAACUGGUCGUUCCGUUCUCCAGCUUCUCCACAGCAACAUGGAGACCACCAAACUCCCACAGACUGCUGCUGACACGUUCAAGGCCUCGGACCUGGAUAUUGAGUUGGUUCAAAGUGUGGCGGAGAAACCGGAUGUGAAGCACCUGGCGUUUGGCACGGUGUUCACUGACCACAUGCUCGUCAUUCACUGGACGUUGGCAGGAGGCUGGGAGAGACCACGCAUCCAGCCGCUGCAGAACCUCUCGCUGCAUCCCGCCACCUCCGCCCUCCAUUACUCAGUGGAGCUCUUCGAGGGAUUGAAAGCGUAUCGAGGAGUGGACAGCAAGAUACGGCUGUUUCGACCCAUGCUGAACAUGGACCGGAUGCUGAGAUCUACCAUCAGGGUGGCUUUACCAACUUUUGAUCGGGCCGAGCUGUUGGAAUGCAUCAAAAAGCUGGUGGAGGUGGACAAAGAGUGGGUGCCGUACAGCACCGAGGGAAGCUUGUACAUUCGUCCGACGUUUAUUGGGACAGAGGCUUCCCUGGGCCUGAAGAAGUCGACCAAAGCCAUGCUCUACGUCAUCCUGAGCCCAGUCGGACCGUACUUCAGCACGGGCAUGUUCAAUGCCGUGUCCCUCUGGGCCAACCCAGAGUACGUUCGUGCCUGGAGGGGAGGAACCGGAGACUGCAAACUCGGCGGGAAUUAUGGAGCCUCACUAUAUGCGCAGUCUCAAGCUCUGAAUGUUGGCUGUCAACAGGUCCUGUGGCUCUACGAAGAUGAUGAGAAGAUAACAGAGGCAGGAACAAUGAAUCUGUUCCUUUACUGGAUAAACGAGCAAGGAGAGGAAGAGCUCGUGACAGCACCACUGGACGGCAUCGUUUUACCCGGCGUAACGCGGCAAAGCAUUGUCGACUUGGCACGCGAGUGGAAGAAGUUCAAAGUUGAAGAGCGCCCAGUGACAAUGGCCCAGCUGGUCAAAGGUCUGAAGGAAAACCGGGUCAAGGAACUCUUCGGAUCGGGAACGGCCUGCGUCGUGUGUCCGGUGGGUCGGAUCUUGUACAAGGGAGAGAACUUGCAAAUUCCAGUCUUGGAAAACGGACAUAAGUUGGCAAAACAGCUCAUGGAUAGCCUCACUGAUAUCCAGUACGGGCGUGAAGCGAGUGACUGGACCUGCCAGGUGGCAUGAAGCUGGACGCCUCAUCGUGAGCAGUCCGACUGAAGGCCCGGGCGGUCGAGUGGGUGCAAUGCCUCAAAGUAACAACGACUCCUCUUCAACGUCAUUAGGCGCAGAGCGAAGGGUGUCUGGUCUUCUGCCAGCAGUAGAAUAAAGCACAAAUCAUCUUGUAAUAUAAACCUGAUUUCCAAUGGUGUUGAAUGGCAGUAGUUUUGUGUCCGGCAGCAGAGCCCGCAAGAGCUACUUCUCCUCAGGUCCCUAUUUGGUUCUGCCGAACAUCCCUAUUUACACGUCUCUCGUAUAGUAACUGUGUGUGGUGCUACCUCCUGACGUACAGACAUGUUGUCACCUAGUGGUGUUCCCCAUACCCAGUGACUCCUGUGUAGGCAGACAGCAAUACUACUAAGCAUACAUUUGUGUGCAAGUCUUUAUUAAUUGGGUUAGUGACUUCCUAUGUAGACAGCAAUAGUACCAAGUAUACAUUUGUGUACAAGCCUUUAUUAAAUAGGGUUAGUGGUCCCUUCAAAGUUUGAUAGUUUCCUCAACCAACGUAAUAUUGGUGAAGGUCUAGAAUUGAGGUCAACGUUGUAUAGUUUACGCUUGUAAAAUCCUACCUUCCUCAGGAAGUAUUGGCAUUGCUUUGCAAUGGUCAUGUGUACCGCGAUGUACUUUUGUGUGCUACCCAGGCAAAUCAUACCAUCCUCGAGUACAAUCAAGCCAUAAGCAAGUACAACAGGUAGUGCAGAGAAAAAAAUACCAACGUGCGAAGUAUAGUGUUACAGACUCAGAGAAAGCGCAAUUUUUUUUUAAAGUGCAAGGGCCGCAAAGAGGUAGGUUGGAGGAUUGGGGACUGAAUCCUUAGCUUAUUAGUGCACUGUUUAGUAGUGUGUAAACAGUGGGGAAGAAGUACUGUAUUAGUAAAUAGUGGCGCCUACAAUGUGUUUCAAACGUAAAACUAUACCAGUUGAACAUGCCAAAUAGUAGAUUUCUACACGCUGCGUGCCAAACUAAGACUCAUGUGACAUUAUGUGACCAUUUGAUAAUUUAUAUACAGCAUUUGGUAAAUUUCUGAUACAGGUCCAACACCGAUUUUCCGGCAACUGGCAGUCUUUAAUGCAGACAAAAUUAUGAGAGUACAUUAGAAAUCCCCCCCACCCCCCCCCCCGCCCCGGAAGUCCCCCCGCCACUGUCGCACCUAGGCUAGGUGAGGCAACUGAUCGCGACCUCAUCGAGACUUCCAUGGAUCUAUCGCUGGUCGAAUUUGUCGUCUGCGGCCAGGCCUCUGGAACUCCGGUCCGGCCAGAGUCGGCAGAUCCGUUCUCAUAGUCGACUUCCGAGGCCGACUUUGUGGGCCGGUAUCUCGGCCCUCUCUCUGAGGCCGAGACCUCUGUUGGUCCGGGAAAACGGAUAAAAGGGGCAAAGCUCUGGAACCAAACGUGUUGGAAAAUCAGUGGUGGACCUGUACUGUUAAAUAGAUGCAAGAUGUAUCAUGGUGUUGAGAUUUAAAAGAGAAAAUAUCAAUAAUAGCUGUUCCUGUGAUGUAUUUCUUCUCUAUUGUUUUCCUACAUUGUGAAGACGAUGACUUAGAAAGGCAUGCUUGAAUUGGAAGAGUGAACGGGUUAUAUAACGUGUAUGAAUAGUAGAACGUAUAUUACAUUCUUCCUCCACAAUUCUUUCAAUAAAUAGCUUUAAGGUGAAAGGGGCAAAGCUUAAAGGGAAUAUGCGGGGUAACUUUUUUGCACAGAGGGUGGCGGGAACAUUAAACACACUACCAGAGGUGGUGGAGGCAGAUACGACACUGCGUUUAACAGACUUUUGGAUAUGGAGGUACAUGGAUUUUUGACUAUGGAGGUACAUGUGCAGGUAGAUAAGAGUUGUUCUUGGCAUCGACAUUCAGCACAGACAUUGUGGGCUGAAGGUCCUGUUCCUGCAUCGUGCUGGCCUAUGUUCUAAAACACACUGAAGUGCUGGAGGAACACAGCGGGCCAAGCAGCAUCUGGGGAGGCAAUGUUUUGGGUCAGAUCCCUUCUUCAGAUAGGGGGUCAAAGGGACCUGAUCCCGAAACGUCGCCUGACCAUUUCCCUCCAUAGAUGCCGCCUGACCCUCUGAGUUCCUCCAGCACCUCUGUGUGUGUUUUGAACCAAGAUCCCAGCAUCUGCAGUCUUCAGUAGGAUGAGCUUCGGAGGUCAAGUUGGACACACUGUCCCGACAGUGUAGCUCAUUUAUCACUCCCCACACACACUGAGUUGUUGCCACGGUACGAUUGAAGUGUAAAGGCAUGGCAGUAAUCAAAGCCACUCAUAGCCAGGAUUGGAUUGCAUACAUGACAACAGGUUGUUUUUAAGGUGGGCAUUUUAAAGCGGGCAGGCAAAUAGAGCUCAGAUGCAGGGCAAGUUGCAGUGUUGUUUCAGACUCAAAGGACUUUCUACAACAUGAACAUUGACGCAGCUUACAGAUCCAGAGACCGCGGGGUAUGUUUUCUAAACAGAGGGUGGUGGGAGCCUGGAACACCCUGCUGGGCGAGGUGGUUGAGGCAGAUACGACAGUGGCUUUUAAGAGACUUUUAGAUAAGCACAUGAAUGCGCAGGGAAUGGAGGGACAUGGACACUGUGCAGGCAGAUUAGCAGAAACUAUCGCAGUGUUUAAGAGACAUUUGGACAGAUACAUGGAUAGGACAGGUUUAGAGGGAUAUGGGCCAAACGCAGGCAGGUGGGACCAGUGUAGAUGGGCCAUGUUGGUCGGUGUGGGCAAUUUGGAGCGAAGGGCCUGUUUCCACGCCAUAUCACUCUAUGACAUUAGACCUGUCCCACUUUCCCGACCUAAUUCACAACCUUUUUUACUCUUGGACAUUUUUCAUCGCCCCGACCUACUUGAUGCCACUGGUACCUACGACUAGCAUCACGACCUGCUACGACCUACCUACGACCUACCUACGACCUCGUGACGACCAUGCUGCGAGUAUGAGUCAAAGACAAACUUGGCAGAGGUCAUGAUGUUCCCGAUGUUGGGGGAAGUCCAGAACAAGGGGUCACAGUUUAAGGAUAAGGGGAAACAUUUUUUACACAGAGAGUGGUGAAUCUGUGGAACUCUCUGCCACAGAAGGUAGUUGAGGCCGGUUCAUUGGCUAUAUUUAAGAGGGAGUUAGAUGUGGCUCUUGUGGCAAAAGGGAUCAGGGGGUAUGGAGAGAAGGCAGGUACAGGAUACUGAGUUGGAUGAUCAGCCAUGAUCAUAUUGAAUGGCGGUGCAGGCUCGAAGGGCCGAAUGGCCUACUCCUGCACCUAUUUUCUAUGUUUCUAUGUUUCUAUGAAUUAGGUCGUGAAAGUGGGACAGGCCCUUAAGAUAGAGUUAGUCUUGACAUCAUAUUAGACAUUGUGGGCUGAAGGACCUGCUCCGAUUUUACCCUGAACGCUCUGUCUAAGAUGUGUGGGAAGGAAC
Molecule: messenger RNA, 4983 nt
Organism: Leucoraja erinaceus (little skate)
Lineage: Eukaryota; Metazoa; Chordata; Chondrichthyes; Rajiformes; Rajidae
Gene: bcat1
Product: branched chain amino-acid transaminase 1, cytosolic
Exons: 11
Coding region: 433-1560 (375 amino acids)
Biological process (GO): L-leucine biosynthetic process; L-valine biosynthetic process
Cellular component (GO): mitochondrion
Molecular function (GO): branched-chain-amino-acid:2-oxoglutarate transaminase activity
Source: RefSeq, a predicted model, not a curated record